Engraulis encrasicolus (European anchovy) is the source of this 4990-nucleotide messenger RNA. RefSeq names its product oxysterol-binding protein-related protein 1-like. Lineage: Eukaryota; Metazoa; Chordata; Actinopteri; Clupeiformes; Engraulidae. Bases 270 to 3221 code for a protein of 983 amino acids. Gene Ontology annotation, cellular component: plasma membrane; perinuclear endoplasmic reticulum; cytosol. The record is from RefSeq and is a predicted model, not a curated record. Gene Ontology annotation, molecular function: protein binding; cholesterol binding. The transcript has 28 exons.
UUUGCCCGCGUUGGUGUGCUAUUUUAGUCAAACGUGGGGCAGGCCAGGAACCCCGUGAGUCCAGUUUAGAGUGAAACGGGUGUUUCGUUGUUUGGAAUUCAGACGUUGUGUGUCAACCUGUGCUUGCUUUCAUUCGGCACGAUGUAUGGAUAUCAACGUGGGCUACUACACUGUUGACAAGUGACUCGCGAGCUUGUCCGGAGUCGGCAUCGAAUUACAAACUUUAUUUUGGUCUUCACAGAAGCCUACAAAAUUCUGUCCAAUAGGCAAUGGAACAACUUGGGCCUGAGGAGAAACUAUUGAAGUAUGCUAGAGGGGGAGAUUUGCAGCAAGUGCAGACCCUACUACAAGCAAAGAUCAAUCAGGAAAUAGAUCUCAACAUCAAUUGUCGAGGUGGCAGCAAGACCAACACAGGAUGGAGUGCUUUGCACUUUGCCUCCUACUUUGGCCACAAAGAGGUUGUGGAGGAGUUGCUCAAGGCUGGGGCUGAUAUGAAUGUGCAAAAUAAGAUGGGCGACACACCCCUGCACAAGGCUGCACUCAGUGCCAGAAAGGAGAUUGUUCUCUUGCUGUUGCGGUAUGAUGCCUGUGCAACAGUCAUAAAUGGAUCAGCGCAAACCCCGAAGGAUGUGACUGAAGAUGAUGAAAUCAUUACCAUGUUGGAGGCUGCCCAGAGGAGAGAGGAGAGGAGAGUGGAAGAGAAACUGCUGGAUGCAGCCAGGGAAGGGGACAGCACAACUCUCUCACAGCUGCUAGGCAGAAAGAAGCCCCCAAAUAUCCACUGCACAGACCUGCAGGGGAACACGCCGUUACACUGCGCGGCCUACAGAGGGCAGAAGCAGAGUGUUGUGAAGCUGCUGAAGAGCGGCGCCAAUCCCAACAUGAAAAACAAAAAUGAUCUGUCAGUGUUCGACCUUGCUAGCAGUGAUGAGGUCAGAGUCAUUCUGGCAGCCAAUCAGGAGAAAACGUCUGCCUUUGCAGUACAGCCGUUUGAAGGCCCUCUCUGGAAAAGGUCUCAGUUCUUGGGCUGGAAAUCACACUGGGUAGUUCUAAAAGACGGUGUCAUGUCUUGGUAUCCUAAAAAGGCUGAUGCUGAUGAGCAUCUUCAUCAACAGGGUAGUCAGUCUCUUCUUCAGGCCCACUGCAUGUUCAAAGCCUGGGAUAAGUGCUUCUUCAAUGUGAAGUGUUUCGAUGGCAGUGUCCAUAACUUUAAGGUUAAUUCCAAAAGUGGUCCAGAGGCUCUUCGAAAAAAAUGGCUAGACGCCAUUGGCGAGCACUCUGCCUGGAGCACAUACUACAGUGUGUCUGAGCAGGCCUGCGAUGAGGAGGACGAGAUCGAUGUGGAGGACAGUGGCACUGCGGCCUCAGGAGAUCUGGCCGACUCCCUGAUGGCAGCUGAGGCCAGCCAGCAGCGACUGGAGGCUCAGGUGGCCAUCUUUGUGUCGAUGGUGAAGAACGACGGAGAUGACAAGGGAGCCAGUCCGAUGCUGCUGAAGGCCCAGGAGACGGCUCAGUGUUCCCGAGAGACCUGCUCAGCGCUGCGCCUCUGCAUGGACCUCCUCGCCCAGAGAGAAGAGACGUGGAGUCUGAAGUUGGAACAGGAAGUCGAGAAGAACAAGAUCCUGUCCGAGGCCCUGAAAACCGUAGCCACCGAGCACCACGAACUCGAGCAGUCUCUGAGAAGGGGCAGGAGGUCCCCGUCGCUGAGCACGGUUACCGAGGACGAGUUCUACGAUGCGGUCUCCGACAGCGAGUCCGAGCGUUCUCUGAGCGGCUUCCUGUCACUGGCCGGAGAGUCCUUCGACGAGGGCGCACAAGAGCAGCCCCCUCAUCAACACCACCACCACCCCCACCAUCACAACACCACCACUGCCAGCGCCAGCGGCCACCGCUGCAAGGGUCACGGCAGGAUGUCAGACGGGGGAAAGGAAGGCAGUCAGAAGGGGCAUUGCAAUGGAGUCAAAAGGCACAGGAGGUCGUGUUUGCCCGCUCCCAUGUUCUCCAGGAAUGAUGUCAGCAUCUGGAGCAUCCUCAAGAAGUGCAUUGGCAUGGAGCUCUCCAAAAUCGCCAUGCCGGUGGUCCUCAACGAGCCCCUGAGCUUCCUGCAGAGGCUGACCGAGUACAUGGAGCACACAUACCUCAUCCACCAGGCCAACACGUCCACAGACUCCAUCGAGAGGAUGAAGUGUGUGGCAGCGUUUGCUGUGUCCGCGGUCGCCUCUCAGUGGGAGAGGACCGGGAAGCCUUUCAACCCUCUGCUGGGGGAAACCUACGAGCUGAUCAGAGACGACCUGGGCUUCAGGUGGAUGUCGGAGCAGGUGAGCCACCACCCUCCCGUGAGUGCCUUCUGUGCAGAGGGGCUGGAGAACGACUUUGUGUUCCACGGCUCCAUCUACCCCAAGCUUAAGUUUUGGGGCAAGAGUGUGGAGGCCGAGCCCAAAGGCAGCAUCACCCUGGAGCUCCCCAAACACAAAGAGGCUUAUACCUGGACCAAUCCUACGUGCUGUGUUCACAACAUCAUUGUUGGACAGCUGUGGAUUGAGCAGUAUGGCAACGUGGAAGUCAUCAAUCACAAAACCGGAGAGAAAUGUUGUUUGAACUUCAAGUCGUGUGGCAUUUUUGGGAAAGAGCUCCACAAAGUUGAAGGCUACAUAUAUGACAAAAGCAAGAAGAAGAUCUGUGCGAUCUAUGGGAAGUGGACAGAGUGCCUUUAUACAGUGGACCCAGCCACCUAUGAUGCCCACAAGAAAGCCGACAAGAAGAAUGAGGACAAGAAGAGCAGCAAACAGCACGUGGACGAAGAGCCGGUGGAGAUGCCUCCGCCAGACGCGGAGACGGUGCAGGUCAUCCCGGGCAGCGAGCUCGUCUGGAGGAUAUCCCCUCGACCAGAGAACUCCGCACAGUUCUAUGCCUUCUCAACGUUUGCCAUGCAACUGAAUGAGCUGGAGAAGGAGAUGGAGGAGAACCUGCCCAGGACAGACUGCCGUCUCAGACCAGAUAUCCGCGCCAUGGAGAACGGAGACAUAGAUCUGGCCAGUGCUGAGAAGAAGAGGCUUGAGGAGAAGCAGCGAACAGCGCGGAAAAAUCGCUCCAAAUCCAACGACGACUGGAAGACCAGGUGGUUUCGUCAGGGACCCAACCCGCACAACGGAGCUCAGGACUGGCUGCACACCAAUGGAUACUGGGACCGGAACUACAGUCAGAUCCCAGACAUCUACUAACGCACAUCCUCGAUGCUGUAAGGGGCGGCAACUCUGUUCACACAUUAGCUCAUCAGCACCUACGUACAGUACAAACAGUUCAAAAGCUCAACUCUUGUUGUUAAUAUCUAUGGUGUGACUAUGGCCUGGAAAGGUUGUUUAGCUGUUUGGGCUGGUUAUAAACACAAAAUUAAUAUGAUGGUGAUGGCAUGAGAUUGGUUAGGAAGAUGAAAGGAGAGGACGAAGGACUGGCUCAUGGCUUACCGUAUCACCCCUGGCCAGGAUGUACAUGGCUAGGUUCGAGUAGCCAUGACAAAAGAGGGGCCACACACACAAAAACCUUCCGCAGCCUAUAAUGGUCUUCCUUAAAGCACAAAACUGGGCCUUCAGUGUGAUUUUUGUUGUUUGAACCGUUAACCGGUCAAUAUAUAAAUCAGGUCAUCUCUUACAACUGUUGGUUUUUUUUUGCUGGUCUUAUGUUGUUGCUUGCUUUUUUGUUUAUACAUAUACAAAUAUAUGCAUAGCUUUUUGGGUUGCUUCUGCAGGCUGAAUAGAAAUGUGUCGCGUUCCUCCUAUUGCUCGUGAUCUCCACACUACAGGGAUUACUUGUACAGUUGCUGACAUGUUUACUUGAAUCCUCUCUUUUCUCUACUGUAUAUUCGAUUUGACAGCAGGUGACAGACAUGUUACUGUAGAUCAUGGGAAUACUUUCAAAUUGUGAACGUCUAAAAUGACAUAGCGACUAGACCCACUGUUACAUAUACUGUACGUUUGUGACCUCGCGUAUAUUCUUCAGAGGUAGAUUAGCAAGUGCUAGUUUCAUAGGCUGAUGGUAGUCAGCGCUGUCUGAGAGACUUAAACCACAGUUUAUUCUCAGAUUUUUUCUCUCAUCAAUGCUGCAUGUACACGGCCUACAUAUGAACAGAGAACCUUGGAGUCUUUCCCUAGCAACUGCAUUUGUUCUCCAAAGAUGCAGUUAAUAUUUAUUUGUGCGGUUGUAUCGUUUCAGUUGUGUGGCAGUACUACUUUGGUGUGUGUGUGUGUGUGUGUGUGUGCGCGUGUGUGCGCGCGCGUGAGCGCAGGUGUGUGUCAGUGUGCGUGUGUAAAUGGUUGGGUGCUUCGCUGAUUUAAUCUCAAAUUCAUAUAUUUCAGUUGUUAAGACAUCUGUAGCAAAAGCUGUUGGCUUUUAGUCAUGUCCUUGAAGGUCUCAUCGACACAGUCAUGGGUAGACGUCACGUGAGCAUUUAGUGCGGGUCUCUUUAGUAAUGACAUGUCCUGGUCUUCUUUAGAUUGGUAAAGCCCAUCAUGUAUAACACAAUGCUCCUUAAAUAUUGACACACUCAUCAAUUGUCCCUCAAGAAAUCUUCUGGCUAUGAUUUCUUAAUUCAGCACAUAACAUGCUAAUCAGCUGCCAUUCUACAAAUGUAUAUUAGUAGAAAUUUGAGUUUGAAUUUCAGCUUUAAAAAGAAAUGCUGAGUAUUACCAUUGUAAUACAAAAUAAAAACAAUGUUCUCCCUGUACUAUGCAAAAAAUGUUGUCGCACACAAAGCUUCCCUCUGCCCCCCCCCUUAGUGGUUGAUCCAUGCACUGAAGGCAACUCACUGAUCCUUGACAUGUAGCUGCUGUGAAAAGUGUUCAUAUGAAUUGUACGAUAACAUUUAGAUGAGGUCUUUAUGGCCUGAAAUGUGUUUGUUCGUAACUUAUCUCAUUCUUUGUUAAUACCAUGUAGCAAAGUUUUAAAAAAUAAAAUGUUUCUAUCGUUGCUAAAUAAAGGCUUAAUAUCAACUGAA